Molecule: messenger RNA, 264 nt
Organism: Plasmodium berghei ANKA
Lineage: Eukaryota; Apicomplexa; Aconoidasida; Haemosporida; Plasmodiidae
Product: telomeric repeat binding factor 1, putative
Exons: 5
Coding region: 1-264 (87 amino acids)
Biological process (GO): protection from non-homologous end joining at telomere
Cellular component (GO): nucleus; chromosome, telomeric region
Molecular function (GO): telomeric repeat DNA binding
Source: RefSeq, a predicted model, not a curated record
AUGGGUGAAAAUUCCCCGUCUAUGUUAACUGAGAAAAAGGAAACCAUAAAAGGAACAUAUAUUAAGAAAAAGAAAAAAGAAAAAAUAUACAGGAGCUAUGUUAGAUGGGAGAAAAGAGAAGUUGAACUUCUUGUUAAUGGAAUAAAGAAAUAUGGAUUAUCAAACUGGACUGCAAUUUUACAAUCUUAUGAUUUCCCAAAAUACAGGACAAGUACAAGUUUGAAGGACAAAUACCGGAACUUUAAAAAAGUUUUUUUUAUAUAA